Molecule: messenger RNA, 1229 nt
Organism: Symbiodinium pilosum
Lineage: Eukaryota; Dinophyceae; Suessiales; Symbiodiniaceae
Source: the annotation of a GenBank genome assembly
UUGCCGUUGCGGCCUUGGUUGCGGUGCCACCUGUGGCCUACUAUGCUGCGCAGCGCUCGCGCAACGCGGUGGCUGAAAGCUGGAGCCGCAUUGGUGAUUUGCAGGCACUCGGCAACCAUGAUGGAGUCAUCAGCAAGCACUUCUCCACCGAAAGAAACACCGUUCUUCUCAUUGGCAGCAGUGGCUUUGUAGGUGUUCGUAUUCAGCAACUUCUGGUCGAAGAGGCGGGUCACAAAGCAGCCUUCAAUCUUGUGUGCCUUGAUGUGAACCCACCGAAGCAGAUGAGAGAGGACAUGGUUUACUUCAGCGGAGAUCUUCGCGAUUCCAAGCAACUCGAGGAGAUUUACCAGGCUAUGAAGGACCGCGGAUACCCCAUCAAGGGCACAUUCCACCUGGCGUCGAUCAUCCCUUUUGUAGGGGUGCCGGAGAGUUUCAUCAUGCGCGUCAAUGUGGACGGUGUGCGGGAGUCUGUUGAGAUUGCCAAGAAGCAUGGGGCCAGAGGAUUCCUUUACACCUCCUCGGCAACAUGCAUUCUAGAUGGAGAGAAUGACGCCCCUGCAGAGGGAGUUGACGAAGAUGCACCCUAUCCCAAGGUAAAUAUGGACACCUACACGACCACCAAGGUCGCAGCCGAGAAGAUCGUUUCUGCUGCGCAUAGCCGAGACUUCUACACUGCCAUUGUCCGCCCAGCGGGCAUCAUGGGGCCUGGUGACAAGGUAUUAUACGACAAGCGGAGCAAAGGCGAGGACAAUGUGUGGAUUCGAGGAAAAGGAAAUGGUGAGUGUUUGCUGGAUAUGGUCGGAGUGGAUGCUGUAGCUCUUGGUCAUAUCAUGGCCUUGAAUGAGCUUCUGAAAGUGGACGGCACUCUCCGCAAGCCGCAGACCACCAUCAUGAACCUCUCAGCUGGCAAGGGGAUACAGUACAAACAGAUGAUUGGUAGCGAAGCUGAGAAGGAUGGCAAAAACUUCUGGGGCCACCCUCCAGCCCAGCCUGUUCCGGCUAAAGUCGUGCAGUGCUUGGCUUUUGUUAAUGAGACUUGGUGCAACAUUUUUGGGAAAGCUCUGCUGAGCCCAUUCCUCGCGCGUGUGAGCUUGAACUUCACACAGCGAACUUACGUCUUUUCCAACAAGAGGGCGCGAGAUUUUUUGGGAUGGGAGCCCGAGGAUGAUGACAUCAGGGAUACCAUGAGAAAAUAUUUGCGCCGAGAUGCAUCUCACCACAAGGGAUGA